Molecule: messenger RNA, 1593 nt
Organism: Vitis vinifera (wine grape)
Lineage: Eukaryota; Viridiplantae; Streptophyta; Magnoliopsida; Vitales; Vitaceae
Product: plant-specific TFIIB-related protein PTF2
Exons: 1
Coding region: 1-1593 (530 amino acids)
Biological process (GO): transcription preinitiation complex assembly; DNA-templated transcription initiation; transcription by RNA polymerase III
Cellular component (GO): transcription preinitiation complex; nucleus; transcription factor TFIIIB complex
Molecular function (GO): RNA polymerase III general transcription initiation factor activity; RNA polymerase III type 3 promoter sequence-specific DNA binding
Source: RefSeq, a predicted model, not a curated record
AUGGAGGCCUCCGGCUCCUGCAAAGGUUGCAAAAAGGAGGCUUUGAUUCGGGACGAUGUAACGGGCUCGUUGGUGUGCUCAUCUUGUGGACUCGUCCAACCUUUCGACAACUAUGAUCCCCAAUUGGGUGGCCUCAAUGGUCCUCAAGGUACAUUCGUCCGUGUUGGCACAACGGGCACCGGCAGCUCCUUGAACUACAAGGACAAGAAAAUCUUUGAAGCCCAGAAACUCAUCGAUGACUUGCUUUUCAAGUUAGGGUUUUCGAGUGAGAAGUCGAAUGAGGUCAGGACAAUGGUUGCCACCAUUACUGAAGGAGAGUUCGGUCAAGGCGACUGGCUUCCUGUCCUUGUUGGUGCUUGCUCGUAUGUUGUAAGGCGGCAGAGCAAUCGAGCAUUGUCUAUUGCUGAAGUGGGGUCGGUGAUUGGUUCCGAUGUUUAUGAGCUAGGGCAAAUGAUUCGCCGCGUUGUUGAAUUUUUGAAUUUGAAAUUGCCGGAUAUUGACAUUGUGAAUUCCUUGGAAUUGGCGUUUGGACAAUGUGGGAGUUUGAAUAGGGUUUCCAAGGAUAAGGUGAAUAAAAUGCUUAAACAAGGGACAUUUUUGGUGCAAUGUGCAGUGAAGUGGUUUUUGACAACGGGGCGGAGGCCGCUGCCAAUGAUUGCAGCCAUUUUAAUGUUUGUUGCAGAAUUGAAUCAAGUCGAUGUUCGGAUUGAGAAUAUAGCAAAUGAAAUUCAUGCUGGAGUGGCUACAACUAGGUUGAGGUAUAAAGAACUUUCAGAGGCUCUUGUGAAAGUUGCCCAAGCAUUGCCCUGGGGGAAGGAUGUUUCCACUAAGAAUAUAAUCAAGAAUGCACCUUUUGUGAUUCAGUAUAUGGAGAUGAAGUCGAGGUUGCUGCCUGGGAAAAGGAGGGAGAAUUUGGAGAGUGGCGGAUUUGAUUUGGACGGUGUUGUUAGUGAUUGUUUGAACAAAGAAUUUGACUAUAUACCACAAGGUUAUGACAUGGAAAAUGACUCUCAGUAUUUUGAGGCAGACAGUGAGAGUGGGUUGGACAUUGAUAACUCAGACAAGCUCAAGCUUUCGCAUGAAUGCUUAUCUGUGAUUUAUUCCAGGUUUUUGAAUGAGGAUUCUCGAGUUAACCCUGUUGGAGAGAAUGGUGGGGAUCACAGCAGAAAAAGGAGGAGAGAGUAUGAUCCUCCUGCAAUGAAUGAGUGGUGGAAUGGAAAAUCAAAUAUGAGUAAAAAGCUUUUGCUUGAGCAGAUAUUGGAGAAAGAUGUAGGAUUGGAUGCUUUGCCUCCAUCUUUUGUUUCUGGAUGCUUGGCAUAUGAACAGAGGAGAGAAAAGAUAAAUGCUGCUAAGUUGCGCAUCAGUAAGAUUAUGUAUCCAUCAAAGGCUAAUAUGGGUGACACGGAAGAGUUUUCCUCCGAGGAACAUCUACAUGCUAAGAAGAAAAGGAGGAAAACAAAAAAAAAUGGAAUUGAUUGGGAGGAUUUUGUUAUUGAAACCCUUCUCCUUCAUCAUGUUAAAGAGGAUGAAAUUGAGAAGGGGCACUACAAUACCCUAUUGGAUCUGCAUGUUUUCAACUCUGGGUGUUUGUGA